AUGACAUAUCGCUUGACCUCUGUUUCCAAUCAAGAUUUUUCAGAAGCCGAGAACGGUGGCGCCAUCGGGCUUGAUAUCAAUCAUCCUGGAGGCAGGAACACGGAGGAGGAUCAUCGACACUUUCCGGGUAACGAGAGGAAUACGAGAAAUAACAACAACAACAAUAACAAUAACAAUAACAACAGUAACAGUAACAGUAACAGUAACAGCGGUAGCAAUAGCAACAAUAACCAAAGCAGCAACAGCACCGAUAACAACAAUACCAAUAAUAAAGAGGAAGUUAAAGAAGAGGAAGUUUGGCCCGUUGAGAAUAUCGACGUUAAUUCUACGAUCGAUUUGUUUUAUCCAAAGAAAAAGAGAAAAUCUGAUGUAACGACGUCAUCGGCAACGACGAUGACACCGACGAUAGAACGAUCGAAUAGGAAUAAUAAUACCGAAAAGAGGACAAUUAGAAAGGAAGUAAAUAGAAUCGAGUUUCUCGAUUACGAGGAGACAGAGUCGUCACGGUAUCAGAGGGAUCAGAGUAAAAAGGUUGAUCAGGGUAUAUCGAGGAUUCAGGAUGAUCCCAAGGACGAUUCAACCGUGACGAUCGUACCACCGAGAUCCCAUCAAAGGAUACCGAUCGAUGUCACUACGUCCAGGGAUUUCUCGGUGUUAGCUGGUAGUACGAGCCUAUUCGAAAGCCGAUUGGAAAACAGUGUCACAGUGAAGGCUACUUACUUGGAACAACAGCAACAACAACAGUAG
Vespula pensylvanica (western yellowjacket) is the source of this 747-nucleotide messenger RNA. RefSeq lists its product as uncharacterized. The record is from RefSeq and is a predicted model, not a curated record. The coding region runs from base 1 to 747 and encodes 248 amino acids. The transcript has 3 exons. Lineage: Eukaryota; Metazoa; Arthropoda; Insecta; Hymenoptera; Vespidae.